Messenger RNA from Myodes glareolus (Bank vole), 2177 nucleotides. It is a transcript of the gene Tmem198, whose product is annotated as transmembrane protein 198. NCBI's taxonomy places the organism in Eukaryota, Metazoa, Chordata, Mammalia, Rodentia, Cricetidae. The record is from RefSeq and is a predicted model, not a curated record. Gene Ontology annotation, biological process: positive regulation of canonical Wnt signaling pathway. Gene Ontology annotation, cellular component: plasma membrane; cytoplasmic vesicle.
GAGUUCUGAGAAAAAGACAGUUAACGAACAAGAUAGCACACAGGCUCCGCUUGUUAUUUCUUCUUUGGGCCUGUUUUGUACCCAUGAAUAGGAUAAGAAUAACAUCUCUCCCACGAGGCAUGAGAAUUUAAAUGAAAUACUGGUCUUUGCACUAGAAGAUAGCAAUUUCCAUGCAGGAGAAAUUAACUUCAAUUCGUGGGCAGAGACAGCAACGUGAUGAGUACAUUCCUCCCUCUCCCAUCUCAUCCCAAAGUGGCCCUGGAAACUCAUCCGGGAAUGAAAUACAGCCCCCUUCACACGGCGGACUUUGCCCGGACCCCAGUCAGUACGAACCUCUGGCGUUCCAUCACCCCGGCUCCUCCGACCCUUGAACAGCCUCUCUUGCUCGGAAGCUCAGGUCACCUCCAGUCCAGGUUGACCCGGGAGGGUGACCCUCUUCCAUUCCCAGCACUAUGCCGGGUACUAUGGAAACUCUGCGGUUCCAGCUGCUGCCCCCGGAGCCAGAUGAUGCCUUCUGGGGUGCACCCUGUGAACAGCCUCUGGAGCGCAGGUUACCGCUGCUUCAAGGCAGUCCUCUUCCUCACUGGGUUGCUGUUUGGCUCAGUGGUCAUCUUCCUGCUGUGCUACCGAGAGCGGGUUCUGGAGACGCAGCUGAGUGCUGGGGCAAGCGCAGGCAUCGCGCUGGGCAUAGGGCUGCUCUGCGGGCUGGUAGCCAUGCUGGUGCGCAGCGUGGGCCUCUUCCUGGUGGGGCUGCUGCUCGGUCUGCUGCUCGCUGCUGCCGCCCUUCUGGGCUCUGCUCCCUAUUACCAGCCUGGCUCCGUAUGGGGCCCCCUGGGGCUGCUUCUGGGAGGUGGCCUGCUCUGUGCCCUGCUCACGCUGCGCUGGCCCAGACCGCUCACCACCCUUGCCACUGCUGUGACUGGUGCUGCCCUCAUCGCCACUGCUGCAGACUAUUUUGCUGAACUGCUACUGCUAGGGCGCUACGUGGUGGAGCGACUGCGGGCUGCGCCUGUGCCUCCCCUCUGCUGGCGGAGCUGGGCCCUGCUGGCACUCUGGCCCCUACUUAGCCUGAUGGGCGUUCUGGUGCAGUGGAGGGUGACAACCGAGAGGGACUCCCACACAGAAGUGGUCAUCAGCCGGCAACGAAGGCGAGUGCAGCUCAUGCGGAUCCGGCAACAGGAAGAACGCAAGGAGAAGCGGAGGAAGAAGAGACCCCCUCGGGCUCCUCCCCGAGGUCCUCGGGCUCCUCCACGGCCUGGUCCCCCAGACCCUGCCUAUAGACGCAGGCCAGUGCCCAUCAAACGCUUCAAUGGAGAUGUCCUCUCCCCGAGUUACAUCCAGAGCUUCCGGGACCGGCAGACUGGGAGCUCUCUGAGCUCCUUCAUGGCCUCACCCACGGACACAGACUAUGAGUAUGGGUCCCGGGGGCCACUGACAACCUGCUCGGGACCCCCUGUGCGGGUGUAGUCAUGUUCCCUGUCUAGACUCUGCAGUCACCAGCUCUACCAGCUUAGAGAGUCCUGCCAGGCCACUACUGAGGCUGCAUGGCCCUGUGGUCUUUGACUGUCUCUCUCCCCUCCUUGGAGAGGGUUGGCCAGCCACCAGAAGGGAGGCUGUGUCUCAGGCUAGGUGGGCCUGGCCUGAGGGAGAAGCUCCGGUCCAAGCUCCCGAGGGACUCGGGAUGUGAGCCCCACUGGGAUGUGCUCAGGGUUCUGUGUUGCCCAUAUAUGUGUGUGAAGGGGGUAGGCUUUGAGGGGACACUGGGACCCUUGCCUUAGAUUCCUAUUGGCAGGGCUUCUUCAGGGCCAGCCCUGCCUCCUGUCCCACUGCUGGGGUCCCAUGGGCCACUCUCCUGCAUGUCUGUGAGGAAGAGGCCUGCCUGCCUCCCCUAUUGCUCUACUUCCAGCCACUCAUCUAAGGGUUCUUGUCAUUGUCCAUGGAGCUAAUGGCAGCACCCCUCACCUUGGUCCCCUGGCCUCCGCAAAGCAACCAGCCUGAAGAGCCUUGGCAGGGGAUGGGGGCGGGGAGUGUUGUUCUUGGUUGGGUUUGGGAGGAGGGUGGAGGGAGAAGGGCUUAAAUGCACGGUGCAUGUCUGGUGUCUUUUGUGCCACCCUAGACACCUCAUGCUUCUGUCCCUUCCCACCCUGUUUAACAACUUUUAUAAAUGUGCCAAACUA